GACAAAUAGAAUGGACAACACAUUAUAUUAGCGUACUGAGUGUGAUACAGUCGUUAGGAUUAGUAAAUCCGGUCGAAAUGGAAGAAAUACCAUAUCACCCGUUGAUAACGGUGACCCCAGAGUCUGUGAAGAAAGUGCGACAAAUGUGCGAAAUUGAUGAUGUACAGAAGAUCAAGGACUGCUUGGACAUCAUUGAAGAAUGGAUUAGCAAACAGGAUCAUCUUGUGGAAGCCAGCAAAUAUAUAACAAGGAAUCUUCUAGAACGAGUGUUCCUGAUAGCAAAGGGUUCCACAGAAGGCACAAAGCGAAGAAUUGAAAGGCUGCUGACAUCACGAGGGAUGAUGCCAGAACUCUGCAUGAACAGGACUGUUGAAGAAUUUGAAACACAAUGGGAUGUUGUACACUACGUUCCCCUACCGAAGCUGCAUCCAGUAGACCAGUCGAGGGUAAUGGUGACCCAGUUCCUCACGGAGAAACUGGAUCCUUUCAACAUUCUGUCAUACUUCAGAUAUUGUUUUUUGAUCGGAGAGUACAGAAUCAACUAUGACUACACACCCUCAGAGCGUUUCGUGAUUGAUCUCACAAACAUACACUUUGGUCUACUCGGUAAAUUGAACCCUAUUACUAUCAAGAAAUCUGAAGUUUUAUGUACUGAAGGUAUCGGAACAAAAAUCAAGGGUAUCCACAUACUGAACGCACCUCCCUUUAUUGAUAAGCUGGUUUUCAUCCUCAAACAAGCCUUGAGAGAGAAGGUAGCCAACAGGGUUCACGUCCACAAUUCUUAUGAAGACCUUCAAAAGCACAUUCCAAAGGAAAUCUUGCCUAAGGACUAUGGUGGCGAUGACCAGUCUGUGGCAAAGCUGAGUGAACGAUGGAAGGAGACCCUGCGAACACCGGAAGCAAGACAAUUAAUAAAAGAUGCAGAAAAAAUGGUCAGUGAUGAAUCAAAACGACAGACUGCCAAAUUCAAUGAGGAAUACAUGGGGAUGCCUGGAUCAUUCAGAAAAUUAACAGUAGAUUAAGUUCCUAGUUCUAAUAUUCUAGUAUAUUAUUACACAUACCUUUGUGUUUUUGGAGAAUGGAAAAAGAAUUUAUAAGGUUAUAGGUAGACUGUUCCAAAAAAAGCGCGAAGAUUCAUUUGAUGUGAUCAUCAUCAUCAACCUGUAUUCGUCCACUGCUGGACAUAGGCCUCUCCAAUGGCACGCCACUGAGCUCGGUCUUCAGCUCUUCUCAUCUAACUACUACCAGCCACCUUGCAGUUGUCGUCACUCCACCUAGCUGGAGCGGGCCCUACACAGCGUUUGCCUUGACGCGGUCUCCACUCUAGAACACGUUUACCUCAACGGUUAUCGGUUCUUCGACAAAUGUGACCGGCCCACUGCCACU
This is a messenger RNA of Spodoptera litura, 1386 nucleotides long. RefSeq lists its product as uncharacterized. Gene Ontology annotation, molecular function: phosphatidylinositol bisphosphate binding. Lineage: Eukaryota; Metazoa; Arthropoda; Insecta; Lepidoptera; Noctuidae. Gene Ontology annotation, cellular component: membrane. The record is from RefSeq and is a predicted model, not a curated record.